CUCAUUUUGGCCUCAUGUACUGUGCAGAAAAAGGAGCAUAGCUAUCUAACUUUAUAUGAUUCUACACCCACUAACCUAAUUUAUUCAAGAACAUUAUAGCCAUUAACUAGAUCUAAAAGUUCACUUUCGAUUCAGAUUACAAGAACACCCAGAUUAAACAUGGAAGCUCUCCUCUCCCAGUUCACCUUACUAUCAAACCAAGCCUUGCAGGAUAAAGACUUCGAUCCCUCAACGAUCGAAGACCUGAUGAAGCUGUUUGAGAUAGAAGCAUACAGGUCAUGGGCAGCAAUGGAACUUGCGCAAGAAAAAGAAGUGCAAGAGGCAGAAAAGGCCAUGGAUCGAGCUGAGGAUUAUCUUGAUUCGGUAAUGGAAAGCGCCAUGGAUGAAUUCAGGCGAUUUGAAGAGGAAAUGGAGAGAAUGGCAAAGGCAGAGCUGGAUAGCCUAGAAAGAACAGGUGAAACUGCAAGAAAAAUGGGAAAUGUAAUGGAAAAAGCUGCAACUAUUGCUUCCAAGAAGUAUAUUGAAGCUGCCCUUAAUACUGCUACUGCUUCCAUGAAAUCUGCCUGGAAAGGACUUUCCUCCAACAAGGUUCAUCCUUCUUGAAAGACUCUUUAUUUGGUUUUCAAUCUUUCUUCUCAUCUUUUUCCCGAAAAAGAAAAAGAGAAGAUCACAGAAAGAGCCUUUAUGUGUGCGGUUCUUUUUCAAUUGUACUGCUUGUUCUUCAUUUUUGAGUUUCUGGGUAAAGUAAUAUGUAUGGUAAAAGAAAAGCCAUAAAAGUAAUCUUUAAGAACUCUAUUUAUAUAUGUGGAAGCAAAUAAAAAAAUAAAUUCCACAAGCCAUAAA
This is a messenger RNA of Ricinus communis (castor bean), 843 nucleotides long. RefSeq lists its product as uncharacterized. Lineage: Eukaryota; Viridiplantae; Streptophyta; Magnoliopsida; Malpighiales; Euphorbiaceae. The transcript has a single exon. Bases 160 to 603 code for a protein of 147 amino acids. The record is from RefSeq and is a predicted model, not a curated record.